Halteromyces radiatus is the source of this 837-nucleotide messenger RNA. RefSeq lists its product as uncharacterized. NCBI's taxonomy places the organism in Eukaryota, Fungi, Mucoromycota, Mucoromycetes, Mucorales, Cunninghamellaceae. Gene Ontology annotation, cellular component: nucleus. The record is from RefSeq and is a predicted model, not a curated record. The transcript has a single exon. The coding region runs from base 1 to 837 and encodes 278 amino acids. Gene Ontology annotation, molecular function: DNA-binding transcription factor activity, RNA polymerase II-specific; sequence-specific double-stranded DNA binding. Gene Ontology annotation, biological process: regulation of transcription by RNA polymerase II.
AUGAUGCUUUCAUCUUCUACUUGUACUCUUCCACCUAUUUCUGAUUUGUUUGCUCUACCUCGACGGGCUUCUAGCGAUUAUCCUUCAAUGAAUGGUGAUUAUUGUGAAGAUAAUGAUGAUCAUUCUUAUCAUCAUCAUCGUACAACUAGUGCUACUUCCUCUUCAACUACUGGAUCAAUGAAUUCAACUAGCCGUACUCAUCAUCCAACAAGUCCUCCCAACAAAAUGUCAUCUUAUUAUCCACCAUUGAAGGCUAAACGCAAGAGGGCUUCACCAUCACAACUCUCAGUAUUAAACAGAGUAUUCAGUCAGACUUAUUUCCCAUCCACUGAGCUUCGUAUUGAAUUGGGUAAACAUUUGGGUAUGAGUCCUCGUACAGUUCAAAUCUGGUUUCAAAAUAAACGACAAUCUUUAAGAUCAAGAACACGACGACUUUCCUUGUCAUCUAUGGAAAAUGGUGAUGAUGAAGAUGAUUAUAUGGCUUAUCCUCAUCGAUUCCAGUAUGAUGCCAAUUCUCCUCCUCAUACUCCUACUGAACCCAAACAACAAAUGUAUCAUCAUCAUCAAGAACAUUGUUAUCAUGACAACAGAAAUAAUGAAUAUCAUCAUCCUUUGAUUUUACCUCCAGUUCCUAAUGAUUCACCUACAUCAUCAUCACCUACUUCACCUAUUACACCAUCUUCUCCUAUGGCAAUGAUGGAUCAUGAUCCUUAUUUUCAACAUAAACAUAAAAUCAAUUUACCUCCAUUAAGAUUACAUCAUCAACAACAAUAUCCUCCAAGUCCACCUUCAUCAGCAUAUCCAAGUCCUAUCUCCAUUGAUUCUAUCCUCCAAUAG